Mercenaria mercenaria is the source of this 4209-nucleotide messenger RNA. RefSeq names its product probable G-protein coupled receptor 101. The transcript has a single exon. The coding region runs from base 244 to 1635 and encodes 463 amino acids. Gene Ontology annotation, cellular component: membrane. The record is from RefSeq and is a predicted model, not a curated record. Lineage: Eukaryota; Metazoa; Mollusca; Bivalvia; Venerida; Veneridae. Gene Ontology annotation, biological process: neuropeptide signaling pathway. Gene Ontology annotation, molecular function: neuropeptide receptor activity.
UAAAAUCGAUUUGCAAAAUCAGAUUACGCAUAGGAAAGGAACUUGUUUUUGUUCCUUUUACGAAUUUCAAACUGAAGUAAUACACGCCCAGUGUUCAGCAUGUUGAUAGAUAAUAAGAGUGGUAAAACAUUAAAGUAAACAUAUUUUGUUCGGUCAGAAUUAAAUUCAUAACCAAUACAACAAGUGAUUGUAAUACAAUAAAAGAUCUGUAUAAGAAUUUGAGAACGUUUUAUACAAAUAAUAAUGGCGAGGAUGAAUACUUCUUGGACUGGAAAGGAUCUAAGCAAUGCUUUCACAAUGGAUGUACUUCCGGUGACUGUGUUUAUUUCCAUAGAAGCAUUCAUUGGUUUUUUCGGAAAUAUAACCAUUCUGUUAGUUUACUCCAGACGAUACAGACGGAUAAACUUCCGGUACUUUGUCUUGGCGCUUGCUAUUGUGGACCUAACAAGCUGCUGUACUACACUUCCGGGUGAAGUGAUUUCCCAAUUAAACUGGUACGACUAUCAGUAUGCAUGGAUAUGUAAAGUGAAAACAUUUUUCAACAUUUACACUGCUUUGAGCUCAGCCUCUGUCUUGCUAGUUUUGGCAAUUGACAGAUACAGAAAGAUUUGCCAUCCAUUAAAUUUUGAUUGGCAAAUUCGUUGCCAUGUUGCUCUCAGACUUUGCCGAUGUUGCUUGAUUGUAUCGGCGCUAGUGUCUAUUCCUGCUCUCAUACUUUAUGGAAAGCAGACGAACAGUUUCGAGCACGAGGGAAAUAAUAUUACCGUCACAGUUUGUGAAAUAGCGGGGGAGUAUGCAGGCACAAUUUAUCCACUACUUUAUAUCGGUAGCAUUUAUCUCGUGGCUAUGACUUUAAUGAUACUCGCGGACGUGUCUUUGAAUUUAAUUACGGCAUGGCGGCUAUUUGGAUAUCACUCAAUGAAAACUGCAAACAUAAAACAUGAUACAAAGAAAGCGGUUGUCGCAAUAACAUUGACAUCAGAAACAUCUAAUGAUGGUAUAGACAAUGAUAGAGAAACAAAAGCUACGACUAGCAAAAUAUCCGGGAAAAAGGAAGACCAUGGAGCUGAAAACGCGAAAAAUGCAAAUUCCAAUUUCUACAUGUCUGCAAAAAGACAAAGUAAUCAGUCAUCUAAAUUUAAAAGAAAGUCAGCAGAUGAAGGUUACAUUGAUGACGAUGACAAAACAUCUGAAAUUUCUUCUACUGAUUAUUUAAGUAACGACGAAGAAUUCAUUGAUGAUAAUAACAGCGGAAAUGAACAAAUUGGGAACAGCUCGACUGACCAAACAUCUUCUGAGCAGGGCAGACGUACAUCCCUUCGGAGCAGACGAUCAAAUACUAAAACGUCAAAAUUCCAGCUGAAGAGUAAGACGAUGAUAAUGUUAAUCUUGACGGCAAUAUUUGCCGCCACGAUGAUUCUGUAUAUAAUUCUCACUGGUCUCGUAGUUAAACCUGAUGGCAUUUUGAGAGGUUUGCCUGAAUCGCAGCUGGUGCCGUUCUUCUUCUUCUGGCGUUUAUACUUCGUAAACUCUGUCGUAAAUCCGAUCUUGUACGGAUUUAUGGACCCCGGAUUUCGUUCAGGGUUUAUGUCUUACAUGCGGAGAAACAAGCAUUCUGUUACGAGCUCAACGUAGCUCGUGUUUACUUGUACAUGACCUUAACAACUACUAGCAUUCGUUCUUUGUCAAUUACGAGAUACAUAAAUCUUUACGCAGAUGAUAGACUCUAGGUUUAAUCCAAUGUUUUUGCGGUCUAGAAGUGUAAUAUGGUGAGCUUUACAUACGUCAUUUUAUUACUGAAACAAGAAAAACAAUAUUGAUCAUUUUAGAAUUUUUUUUACACCUAGAAUAAAUUUAGAACUCCUUGUUAGAUAUUGCUAAAUGAUAUGUAUUUAGAUUAUGAUAUUAUGACCAAGUUCGUAUCUCAGGCUACAAACAGAGCUUUGGGUAUUUUGAUUGCUAAGUAUGAAAUACCUGGAGACAAGGAUGCUUCUUAAAAACUAAAUGUUGACUUCAGUUAUCAUUAUGUAUUGAAAGUGAAAAGAAAAAAGAAAACGAUGUAUAGGAUUAUGUUCUGAUCCUUCAAACAGUGGUCGCAUAGGCCUGACUGCAAUUUGGAAUAAAGAGAAUUGGAAUAUUUUGUUUAUUUGUAUUUGUAUUUUGAAUCGCUUUAAUUGUUUAAUUUAAUAUAUUCCUUACAGUCCCACCACCCUAACCUUAACUGUGUAACUUUAAUAUUAUGUUUUCCUUUAUAAUGACAAGACAAUUCCCUAUUAUUUGAUAUAAGAUAAAAAUAUGUUUGUCAAUAUUGUUUCCUGGAUUAUAUGAAAUUGUUUUUCUUUCUAAUAUAAGAGGUGCAUGCUUUAGAUUUUGCAAUAUUUCACUAAUAUAUACAGCAAUUUAACAUUAACAUAUAUCAAUUUAAAAUCGUGAUCAGAGUAAAGUUAGUACAUUGUAAAUUUCGAAAGUUAAGGGGUUGAAGCAUCCUUCUGUUUGCAGCAUUCGGAAUCCACACCCCCUUGCUUUCAUAAUAAUACUAACAUAAAUGUAAAUGAAAGGAUGAGGUUAAAGUUAAGUUUGGGGCAGCCGGCUCGCAGUUUCUUAGUUUUCUGGAAUAUUUUAAAUCAUAUAAUGUAGGGUAUUUACAGAAUUGUUAGUCUUUUGGUUCAAGGCGCUUUUUACUUUUUUUUGUCAGCAUUAUGAUAUUGUCAUUUCUGUUCCAAAUUUUGCUAUUUCUCUGGUCUCAUGUAAUUUGAUAUAUAAAAUUUGACAUUGUGGAAUUUGUUAUCCAACUUUGAUAUCUUUUUGACAUUUCUGAUUUAUCAUCGUGGUUUUUGUUAUCUUUGUGUAAUUUCUCUGAUAUCAUGCAUUUUAUUAAAUGGUGAUUUGAUCUUUCUGAUUCAUUAUUUUAUCACAUGUUUACACUAUAAACACAUGUUAUGAAAACAAACACUUCUGACAUCCCCAGACAUUGUCAAUCAACUGUGUGCUUUUUGUUGAGUUCUAUAGAAAAGACCUGGACUUAAAUCAACCAACUGACAUAUUAGUUAUGACACAAAUCAUCAAUGAAGGAACUUGAAACGGACCAUAGGCAACUAUAAAAUAUAGAUAUGUUAACUGGAGCAUCCCUUAGAAUUUGUUUCAUUGUUUAGAUUUCAAUGACUCGUUCUUAUGUCCUUUAGUUCUUUAAAUGUUGAUUUCUCUCCUUUUGUCAAAUUAACACUGUUUUAUCCUUUUGUCAGGUACUGAGGGGAGACAAUUGAUUGUUUGACGUUAAGGUGAGAUUUUGGAAUCUUUGCAAUACAUGUGUUUAGAACUGUUAAAUGAUUUUAAUGUUUAGGUACAAGUAUAGGUUGAAAUAGUGAUUGCAGAAUGACCCUUCACUCUUGAGAAUCUUUAGAAUAUAUUCAAUGAAGAUUUUAUAUAAAGUUUUAUAUAAAUGCAACAUUUGUGAAUGCCGAAAAUGUCUAUGUCUAUCUAUGUCUUUGUUGUACUCCUUAGCGAUCGUUAACAAUUAUAACUAGCAGGCGCGUUGCCAGUGAUAGCUGUUAAAAUAGCAAACACUACAGAAAUUAUGUGCGUGAAAGCUAGCACGAAGUUGGAUUAGAACUGAUCGAAGGGAGGCAUCUGCCUAGCAAAUAUUUCUAAGCAAGGAGUAGCUAAGACUGUUCCACAGACGUAUACUUCUGGGGAAAAGUAGUUUGCAUGAUAGUGCGUCUUUGAAUACGGUAUCAAAUGGUUAAGGUAUCUAGUUCUUCUAAGGUGUCUGUGGUCAACAUAAACAACGUCACGAAUGCGGGUUUUAUUUCUUCGUAAACUUAACAAUAUGUGGUAACCUUUUGAUAUUUUGUAUUGGAAGUUUCAUGUGUAUACAGUCUUUUACAAAUCAAAGGCGUACGUAGGAUUUAUAUAGGCAGAUGGCCCCCAAUUUUUGAAAAACAAUAGAUUGAUGACAGUGUUGAAAAUCGACAGUUUUCACUAAAAUAAACUUUAAACUACCAAACUGUAUCGUUUUUGAUAAUAACACAUUCUCAAUAUUGAUGUAAAAUGAGUUAAAAGUACAACCGGUACAGGCAUUUCGCGCUAAAAUCGCUGAAUUUGGCCAUUUCAGGCUCAAAAUUCGCUUAUUAGCAACCCUUGCUUCAGUUAACGAUUUAUAACAGGUAUUUCAUUUGUUAAUUCUAUUUAAUUUUUUCCUAACUGAAACUG